Messenger RNA from Penicillium macrosclerotiorum, 1332 nucleotides. RefSeq lists its product as uncharacterized. The record is from RefSeq and is a predicted model, not a curated record. NCBI's taxonomy places the organism in Eukaryota, Fungi, Ascomycota, Eurotiomycetes, Eurotiales, Aspergillaceae. Gene Ontology annotation, biological process: amino acid transmembrane transport. Gene Ontology annotation, cellular component: vacuolar membrane. Bases 1 to 1332 code for a protein of 443 amino acids. The transcript is spliced from 2 exons. Gene Ontology annotation, molecular function: amino acid transmembrane transporter activity.
AUGGCUAGCGAGGGCCUUCCCAAAGACCCGCAGCUUUCAGACCCCGAAAGGCAAUAUAUACUGGACUCGAGUGACCGAUUUAAUCGCCUAGGCUGGAAGCGCCUUACCGUUAUAUCAAUAGUUGAGGCUAUUGCACUUGGGAGUCUAAGUUUACCGUACGCAUUCGCAAGUCUUGGCAUGGUUGCAGGAGUAAUCCUAACAGUGGGCAUUGGGUUCGUGGCAAUGUAUGCCGGCUAUAAUAUCGGACAGGUCAAAUUACGAUAUCCGCAGGUCGCUCACUAUGCAGACGUUGGAAAUCUUCUUUUUGGGAAGUUUGGUUCGAAGAUAUUUGUCGGCAGUUUCGUGGCUCUUCUGAUAUUUGUCAUCGGGUCGCAUUGCUUGACUGGGGCUAUUGCCUUCGAAACGAUUACUCAAAGCGGCUCGUGCUCCCUAAUAUUCAGCAUUGCGUCUGCUGCCAUUCUUAUGCUCCUUGCGAUUCCCCCAUCGUUUGCCGAAAUUGCGAUACUCGGUUAUGUCGACUUCGCCUCCAUUAUUUUGGCCAUAGGAGUCACUAUGAUUGCAACUGGUAUUCAGAAUACGAACGGUUCCUUCGACAAUAUUGUCCCAUGGUCAGCCUGGCCAAAGCCCGGUCUUACCUUCUCAGCGGCCAUCGUAGCCACCAACAACAUUGUGUUCGCAUACUCAUUUGCUGGCUGCUUGCCGUCAUUCAUGGAGGACAUGCACACGCCUAGCGAUUACAUAAAAACGCUUUGGUGGCUGGGAGGUAUCCAAAUUAUCAUCUAUACCCUGACGGGAUCAAUUAUAUAUGCUUUUGUCGGACAGGACGUGCAAUCACCUGCCUUGCUAUCAGCGGGACCCCUCAUCUCAAGGGUAGUCUUCGGUAUAGCCUUGCCAGUUAUCUUCAUUUCCGGGUCGAUUAAUACAACUGUGGUUUGCCGAUACAUGCACGGCAAAUUUUAUCAAGACUCUAUUGUCCGUCUUGUGAACACUGCAAAAGGCUGGACUACAUGGCUCGGCUUGGUUUUCCUUGUUACAGUUCUGGCAUGGAUUAUUGCUGAGGCAAUUCCCAUUUUUUCGGAGCUUUUAUCCAUCAUUUCAUCACUGUUUGUUUCCGGGCUAUCGUUUUAUCUUCCACCAGUGAUGUGGUAUAUGCUUCUACGGGAGGGUGCUUGGUAUGAACAGCAUAACCUCAAGCCUGCAAUUUACAAUGCUAUAGUAUUCCUAGUUGGCAUGAUCAUCUUUGGAUGUGGUACAUAUGCCAGUAUUGUGGAGCUGAUCGAUAAAUUCGAGUCGGGCUCAAUCAGCAAGCCUUUCACAUGCUCAAGUAGCUAG